AUGAAGUCGAUCUUCUUGGUGAUCUUGCUCCUAAUCGAGCUGACUUUCAGCAGUGGAGGAAUCGUCAACGAGGCAGAAAGUAUUAAAGAGAAAACCACUGAAGACAUUGUAUCGAGGGUCGGUUCCUUUAUCUCUCUACUUCAAGCAAGAAAUGAUCAAAUUAAGGACUGUUCGGAGAACCUUAAGGGAAAAGAUAAAAUCAUAAGUGAUAUAGAUGAGGAGCUGAAGAAGAAGGAUCAAGUAAUCAAAGGCUUGGAAGAUCAUAUCAGAUCGGUUUCCGAAGAGCUAUCUGAGAUUACCGAUCAACUUCUGACCACCAAUGGUACCGACCGAUGCCCCAUUGGCAGUGAAAGUGGCAUUUACAGAGUGAAAAUUCCCGGACUAAGGAACUUCGAGGCUGCCUGCAAUGAGGAAGGCUGGAUGACGAUCCAAAGGCGUAUCGAUGGAUCUGAGAACUUCACACGCGACUGGGAGAGUUAUAAGAAUGGAUUCGGAGAUGUACGCAAAGAGUUCUUUAUCGGCCUGGAAAAACUAUACCAGAUGACAGAUCAACGACAUUGUGAGCUCAAAAUUAUACUUGGCGACGCUAAUGGAACCACCAAAUAUGCGUAUUACGAUGAUUUUAGAAUCGGCAAUGAGGAGGCAUCGUACGAGAUAACACAUUUGAGCUCAUUUAAUGGUACAGCCGGGGACUCUAUGCACUGGAAUCAGUACAAGAAGUUCUCCACUUUCGACCGGGAUAAUGACCUUAUUCCUGAGGAUUGCGCCGGCACGCACAGUGGUGGCUGGUGGUUCGCUGAAUGUGGAUAUAGUUCGCUCAAUGGGAAGUACCAUGCUGAUGGCUUUGCUCCUGACUACAACGGAAUUCAUUGGGGCACCGCUCAUGGCUACAACUACAGGGUUUCGCUGCUCUCCACUGAAAUGAUGAUAAGACCAAAGAUUUAUAACAAUUAAAGAAUGAAUAAAAAAAUCCACAACGA
Messenger RNA from Drosophila subpulchrella, 980 nucleotides. Its product is annotated as fibroleukin-like. The transcript is spliced from 2 exons. The record is from RefSeq and is a predicted model, not a curated record. NCBI's taxonomy places the organism in Eukaryota, Metazoa, Arthropoda, Insecta, Diptera, Drosophilidae. The coding region runs from base 1 to 954 and encodes 317 amino acids.